This is a messenger RNA of Scleropages formosus (Asian bonytongue), 2568 nucleotides long. RefSeq names its product protein O-mannosyl-transferase TMTC2-like. Gene Ontology annotation, biological process: protein O-linked glycosylation via mannose. The record is from RefSeq and is a predicted model, not a curated record. The transcript has 13 exons. Gene Ontology annotation, cellular component: endoplasmic reticulum membrane. Bases 48 to 2555 code for a protein of 835 amino acids. NCBI's taxonomy places the organism in Eukaryota, Metazoa, Chordata, Actinopteri, Osteoglossiformes, Osteoglossidae. Gene Ontology annotation, molecular function: protein binding; mannosyltransferase activity.
CUGUGGUACUCUCUCUCUGCCAUGGCACUUACCUCAAUAGACACAAGAUGAUCGCAGAGUUGGUGUGCAGCGCCGUGGCUCUGCUCCUGUAUUUCAACACCCUGGAGGCUGAUUUCUGCUACGAUGACAGCCGUGUGAUUAUAACCAACCAGGACCUGCUGCCAGAAACUCCCUGGACCAACAUCUUCUACAAUGACUUCUGGGGGACCCUCCUCACUCACAGUGGCAGCCACAAAUCCUACAGGCCACUCUGCAUCCUCUCCUUCCGCCUGAACCAUGCCUUGGGUGGCCUGGACCCCUGGGGCUACCACCUGGUCAAUGUGGCACUCCACUGUGCCGUCAGCGGCUUGUUCGCCCACCUGUCCCGCCUGCUGCUGGGCAGGGGUCGUUGGAGCCUACUUGCUGGCCUUCUCUUUGCCUCACACCCGGUGCACACAGAGGCAGUAGCCGGGGUGGUGGGCCGGGCUGACGUGGGAGCGGCAUUGCUCUUUCUGCUGUCAUUGCUGUUCUACGCCCAGCACUGCGUCCUGAGACCCUACUCCCGCCGCCACUGGCCUUGGUUCCUGGGCAGCCUAAUCUGUGCUGCUUGCAGCAUGCUUUGGAAGGAGCAGGGAAUCACUGUGCUCGCUGUGUCUGCUGUCUAUGAUCUGUUUGUCUUCCAUCGCCUCAGGUUCCGUCAGGCCAUCAUCCUCCUUCUGAAGAGGAAAAAUGUCAGCCUGCUCCUGAGCGUGGGUUUGCUGGCAUUUUGGGGGAUUAUACUGUUGGCGGGUCGCCUUUACUGGAUGGGCAACAAGACACCCAGCUUCUCCAACUCGGACAACCCUGCGGCUGAUUCUUCCUGCCUCUUGACUAGGACGCUGACUUUCUUCCACCUGCCAGUUGUCAACCUGUGGCUGCUCCUGUGCCCGGACACGCUGAGCUUCGACUGGUCCAUGGAUGCCGUACCCCUGAUCAGGAGUCUUGCUGACUGGAGGAACCUUCACACUGUGGCCUUCUAUGUGGGACUGCUUCUCCUGGCAUGGUUUGGCCUUCGGAGUCCGGGGAAGAUCAAAGAGACUAAUGGCAAAGCUCAUGCCACUAAUGGGAAAUCCUGCCCUAACGGGCACAGUUACACUCUAGAUCAAGAGUGCUCAAUUUCAGAGCCAGAAGUCUCCACAAGUUUAGAAAAUGGUACAAAGAAAUACUCCUACCCAAGGACAAUGCUGCCUGCUACAGAAAAUGUAGUUGUGUUUGCCCUUAGUCUUCUCUGUAUUCCCUUCUUGCCUGCAACUAACUUAUUUUUCUAUGUGGGUUUUGUAAUAGCAGAGAGGGUCCUCUAUAUACCAAGCAUGGGAUUCAGCUUACUGGUGACCCUGGGUAUAAGGACCCUCUGUGUUGGACUUAGGAGAAGAUCCUCCAGGACAGUUCUGUUGUGUUGCAGUGUCAUGUUGGUCAUUCUCCAUGGAAUUAAAACUGUGAUGAGGAACUGGGACUGGCAGAAUGAAGAAAUGUUGUACAGGUCGGGGAUAACUGUAAACCCCGCAAAAGCGUGGGGUAACCUGGGCAAUGUGCUGAAGAACCAAGGCAAGGUCGCGGAGGCGGAGAAGGCCUACAGAAAUGCGCUAUACCACCGCAGGAACAUGGCUGACAUGCUGUACAACCUGGGUCUGCUGCUACAAGAAAACAACAAGCUCCCCGAGGCUUUGCAUUAUUACAAGCUGGCGAUCGGGAGCAGGCCAACGCUGGCCUCCGCAUACUUGAACAUGGGAAUCAUACUGAUGGACCAGGGACACCUGGAGGAGGCCAGGCGGACGUUCAUUACCUGCGCCAACAUCCCUGAUGAAAACCUGAAGGAUCCCCAUGCCCACAGGAGCUCCGUGACCAGCUGCCUCUAUAACCUGGGCAAGCUGCUCCAUGAGAAGGGCCACCAUGAGGAGGCUCUUUCAAAGUAUAAUGAAGCAAUGCAAAAAAUGCCUAAACAGUUUGCACCUCAGAGUCUUUACAACAUGAUGGGAGAGGCCUAUAUGAGACUGAACCGGUUAGGCGAGGCUGAGCACUGGUACCAGGAGUCCCUGAGGGCCAAGCCAGACCAUAUCCCUGCACACCUCACAUAUGGGAAGCUCCUGGCCCUCACAGGACACAAGACUGAAGCAGAGCAGUACUUCCUGAAGGCAAUCCAGCUAGACCCCACUAAAGGAAACUGCUACAUGCAUUAUGGUCAGUUUCUGCUUGAGGAGUCACGCCUGAAGGAGGCAGCGCAAGCGGCAGAGAGGGCGGCGCAGCUGGACAGCGGAGACUUUGACGUGGUCUUCAAUGCAGCCCAUGUUCUCAGGCAAGCCAACCUCAACAAAGCAGCCGAGAAGUAUUAUGGUCUUGCAGCAAAUCUGAGACCAAAUUAUCCGGCCGCUUUGAUGAACCUGGGUGCCAUUCUCCACCUCAAUGGGAAGCUCAAAGAUGCCGAGGACAACUACCUCCGGGCGCUGCGGCUCAAGCCACAGGAUGCCAUCACGCAGUCGAACCUACGGAAGCUGCGCAACAUCAUGGAGAAGCAGGGACUGAGAACUGCAGGCCCUUGAGGAUGCUGGGAGU